This is a messenger RNA of Saprolegnia parasitica CBS 223.65, 3477 nucleotides long. RefSeq lists its product as hypothetical. The transcript has 14 exons. The record is from RefSeq and is a predicted model, not a curated record. The coding region runs from base 10 to 3477 and encodes 1155 amino acids. Lineage: Eukaryota; Oomycota; Saprolegniomycetes; Saprolegniales; Saprolegniaceae.
GCGGCGACGAUGGCCAAGAGCCCGUUCACGGGUCGCGACAGCUACGAGCGCCUCGAGCAGCUCCAGGCGCUGUGCAGUAGCGCGGACGUUGACGCGCUCUUGCUCGUCGGUGGCGCCGACAGCCGCUUCUCACGCGGGUGCUCGGCGGCGCUUCAGUACCUCUUCCUCGGCAAGUCGGGCCAGGAGCUGCUGGGCGAGCAAGUGAUUCCGCAGGCCUUCGAGACGCUCGAAGACGUCGUCUUGGUCGUGACGCGCCACUCAGCCGACAUCUUUUACCCGCUUGACAGCGACAGCGCCACGUUCCUCUUGCCGCUCAUCGCGUGCUGGCGCAACCUCACCGAGCACGUCGCGCCCGACGACGUGCCGCAAGACGACCGCGAGCUCAUCAAGAUCCGGUCCUUCCGCGAUAUGGUCGCACCGUACAAGCGGCUCGGCGUGCCCAUGGGGUCGUUCGACAGCAUGGCGAUCGAGCGCUGGCCGCUCGUCCAAGCGUUCGGCUUGGAGAACGACGGGAUCGCAUCGGCCACGGCGGUCGGGUUCUUCACGAUGCAACACGUCGCCGUCGACAUCGAGACGGCGCUUUUUGCGCGCAUGCUACUACUCGACAACUACUACGCUCGACGCCUCGUGCUCGAGGCGACGCCAGCCCUGCGCCUCCACUACGAGAGCGCGCUCACGAAGCUCGACCACGCGUCUCACGCGUCCGAGCGCCACGCCAAGUCCGAGCUCGACUGGGGCGACGACGUCAUUAGCUAUUACGAGUUUGGGACGAUCCGGCACGCGGCGCGCGGCUUGUCGCCGGCCAAGGCCCGCGGUGCGCGCGUGCUCUUUGGGACGCGGACGCUCUUGCCCGAGACGGCGUCCAACGAGACGCUGCCCGACCACGCGGGCGUCGAGGGGUUCAGUGCCACGCACCUGUUGUGGACGGCCGAAGAGCCGCUCUCGGGCCUGCGCGUGGCCCGGACGUACAUGCUCGGCACGGGCCGCGUCGCCGCGCGCGUCAUCGACAAGGACGCGCUCGUGCACCCGUGUUUCGAGAAGCUGGAUCGAUACGACGACAUGCGCGACAAUGGACAGGAUGUCCGCUUCGUCCUGGCGCUCUACGAAGCCGUGCUGCAGGCGCACGCGGAAGCGAUCGAUGCGUUUGUAGUCGAGGCCAAGUCGCAGGCGGCUGUUAGCAGCAGCAGCGUGCGCGCGACCGCACUCACGGCGCUGCGCCGACUCGUGGCGCCAUUGGAAGCAACGUAUGAUUUGCCAGCAGCAUACCUCGAGACGCAUUUCCAAGUCACGCUCGAGUGCUUGGAUGCGUGCGGCGAGCCAGUCACUGAGACGACGGUCGCCAAGUGGAGCCAAUGGUACUUGACAACGUCGCUGUCGCACGUGCCGAGUCAGUGUGCCAAGAUGCAGCCGCUCGGGUCGCUCGUGGUCGGCGACACGCUCCUUCUGCAGAAGCCGACGAGGACGCAUCUGGUCGUGACGCGCGGCUUUGAGUACAUCAAGACGUGGACGCAAGCGGGCAAGGAAGCCGAUUUCGCGAGCCACCUCGAUGACGCGUUGGCGUCCGAGCACAUGCUCGUCGACACGUUGCGUCUUGGCAAGGAGCUCGGCGACGCCAUUCCCAAGGCGCUCCUGCUCGUGCAGUGCCCGCACUUGCCGCUCCUCCGCGGCGUGCUCAAGACAUAUACGAGCGGGCUUGUGUUCCAGAGCGCCAAUUGCAACCCGAUCGUGAUCUCGUUUGCCAACGACGUCGCGUCACUCCAAGUGCUCUCGACGCCGGACGACGCGCUCCUCCUCCUUCUCAUCGAGUUUCGGGACCGCCAGACGAACCCUGUGCGCGCGAGCUUCCCACUCACGCUGCUCGGGUCCAGCAUCGCACUGCCGCUCGUCGCCAACUCGCGCAUGCAAGCGGACGUGAUGCGCCUCUUGGACACGUGGAAAGCAUCGCUUUUGCGACUCGACAUCCCCUUCCACCGUCCCCACGACAACAGCCGUGGGGAGAAGGACGUGCCAACGCACUUUAUGCCGGGUAUUCAGCGCGUCCUCGGGCUCGAUGCCGAUGCGGCGACAAAGCAGCGUCUCUUUCCGCACUGGUACAUUUCGAAAGCGGUCGCGCAAGUCUCGAGCUGGGCCAAGCCCAAGACGACAUCCAAGCUACUGAUUCCCAUCUCGGUCUUCCUUGGCGUCCCCGGUAGCGACGUGCAUGCGCUGUCCAUGGCGCUUGCCGACAUCUCGGGCGCCACGAACGCGUGGCAUCACGUGGUUGUGGACGUGCGGCUGGGCGACCAGCAAUCCCUCGAGCGGACUGCCGUGCAACAAUUGCAUGCGUCGGUUGCCACGGCGGUCGGUGCGAUCGCGGCGCAGUCGUCGUGGGACCUCCGUCCCCGCAUCCUUCUCACCGUCAUCGGGUAUGUGGAUUGCAUGACGGUGGCGGCGGCCAUCAAGAUGCCACCAGCGCACUGGGCGCUUCCGACCAAGCUGAGCACGCUCACGUGCUGUCUCUCGGGCGCAGCGCUUCUCCAGCCAACGACGGCCAACCCGCUCCCGAAGCUCUGGGAUCAGCUCACGGCGGGCUUUGCGACGUACGUCGUGCUGAGCCACACGGCCGAGCUCUCGCGCACGGCGCUCCACCGGCUCCGCACGCGCAUCGACGCGGCCAACCCGUUCGCAGACGUGUUUUGCCCCGCGUACCGCGACCGCCAUUUUCCAAACUGGAUCGCGUCGCCCGAGACGUACUCGGUCGCAUCGACUGCUGGCCACGCGGUGGGCUUUCGCAUUGGCGCCGCCAUCGACCGCGCCCGGUUCCUAGCGUGCGUGCAGCACGGACUGACGCCGCACGCGACGCUCAAGUCGAUCGAGCCCUCGAGUGCGCUCAAGGCGGCGCCGGCAGAGCUCACGGGUCUUCGCUUGGCGCAGUCGUUGGCCAUGCACAAGGUGGCGCAGUCGUUGAAGGCGCAAUCGCCGGCCAUUGCCGCCGAGCAGGUCGCUGCGCUCACAGCGGAUUGCGGCGCCGUGUGGUCGAUCGAGGCGACACUGACAUUUGCGGACGACAGCGCGCACGGGUACCAGUACCUCAACAGCGGUGUCAAGGCGACGCUCAAGCCCACGGCCGCCCCUUCCGCGGCGACGUGCUCGGUUGUCUUUACAGGCGUCCAACUGAAUGCGUCGGCGCUUAAGACGCUGCUGCUGGCGUGCUGCCCGACCAAGUACGAGCCCGUGCGGCCGCUUCAAAGUGGCGUGUCGCUCGUCGAGAAGCGCCAGAUCCAAGCCGACCAUGUGCACGACCCACUUCCGGACGGCUACGUCUUUGAUGGCACGUACUAUUACGACUACUUUGGCGGCCAGUACGAGUUCCACCCGGCCAUCGACAGCUUUGUGCAAGCGUACGUCGCGUCCAAGAAGGACGUGGCGACACGCCAAACCAACGAGCUCGAGCAGGACCGCCGGCGCUUUGAGGAGCUCACGGAACGGAUCGUAUGA